GGACCGAACGAAGCCAACUGUCAAAGUUUAGUAGCCUAGCCCCAGACGAUUCUAGCUCAGUCCAACUUUUGCUUCUAUUCCGAACACACCUAAUAUUGUUAACAUUUUUUUUACGAAACUUGCUAUUAUGGCUAAGGCUAAAGUAAAUCAGUGGGUCGGUCAACUCCGUGACAUGGGAAGAGUCCUGCGCUGGAAUAUUCCCUCCAUAGACAAAGCCAGAUGGUCCCUGUCCUGGAUUCAGACCGCCAGGAAACCUUUAACCGCACCGUUGCCCAAAAUGAACCCGUCCGAAGCCAAUAAAUUCCCCAAGAAAUCCGAGGCGCAGGGAGUUGGCCUAAAUGGUAUACGUGAUCUUCAGCUGGGCGAUCCAUCGAUUCCGAAAAUCGAAAAUGAAAUGACGGCGCGGCCCCAAAAUGGUUUCAUAAGUCGAGCCCUCUACUACCGCAGGUUCUACCUCAAACGCUGAAAGGACUUCCAAAAUACCGAAACAUAAUCAAAAUCUAAAAUCAAAAUCAAAAUUUCAUUUGUAAUUAGGAAUUUUAUACACGGGACUCGUACUUCUUGAUUAACCGAAUAGUUUUAAGGCCGGUUAUAAGUGCUAAAUCAUCCCAGCUACUUCUAUAUUACGAAAAUUUCCAAAAUUUUUAACGUAAAAAAAGGAAACAGAUUUGUAAAUUAACUCGUGGCACACUUGUAGCUAAAAUCAAUUGAAAUUGUAAACAUUAAUAAACAUUUGUAUUUUUUAUAUUAGGCCAAA
Drosophila takahashii is the source of this 757-nucleotide messenger RNA. RefSeq lists its product as uncharacterized. The record is from RefSeq and is a predicted model, not a curated record. NCBI's taxonomy places the organism in Eukaryota, Metazoa, Arthropoda, Insecta, Diptera, Drosophilidae.